CUGCACUUUGCUAUUAUUAGUCGUGAGCACUAAAACUGUACAUCAACUAUCUUAUCUUCCCAAACAUCAAUACGACACCACUGAUAAAACGUUAUAAAAAUGCUGCUGCUCCUAGUGUUAGGUGUUUUGCUUUCUUGCAUUUGGAGCUACUACAAAAUCAUCAAACCGGUAAAGUACUGGCAAGAGCGCGACGUGACCCAUGCCAGAGCUUGGCCAAUCGUUGGCAGCUUGAACCAAGUCACUUUGAAAAAGAAGCACAUAGCGGACGCACUCGAUGAAAUUUACCAACACUUCCCCAACCAAAGAUGCGUCGGUUAUAUGCACUUUACGACCCCGUUUCUCAUGCUACGGGACUUGGACUUGAUUAAGAAAAUCACAGUCAAGGAUUUCGACCACUUCCAAGACCGUCUAGCUUCCAAAACGAUCAAAACUGACCCCCUGUUGGCCAAAAGCUUGCUCAGUCUCGGUGGAGAGAACUGGAAGCGCAUGAGGGCCACAAUUAGCCCGGUCUUCACAAGCAGCAAAAUGAAAUUCCUGUUUGGCUUGAUGGACGAAUGUGCGAAAAACUUCACUGGGCAUUUCACCCAAAACGAGACAAAACUCGAAAUGAAAGACGUGUUUUCGAAAUUCGCCAACGAUGUUAUUGCCACCACGGCCUUCGGCAUCCGAAUUAAUUCACUCCAAGACCCCACUAACGAAUUCUACAAAUUGGGGAGCAGUUUUAUCAACUUUGGCUGGUGGGAUAUUGCCAAAGUUUUGGUCACGCAACUAUCACCAGGCCUGGCUAACUUGUUACAACUACGAGUGUUUAGCGAGGAAACUGGCACUUUUUUUCGAUCGUUGGUUAAAGACAAUAUCAGGAAACGCCAAAGUGAGGGAAUAAUUCGUCCAGAUUUGAUCCAACUUUUGAUGCAAGCGCAAAACGGUGACGAAAUCCAACACUCAAGCGAGAAAAUUGCGCUAACAGAAGACCAUUUUGUUUCCCAAGCUUUGACUUUUUUUAUCGCUGGUUUUGACACGGUUUCAACAGCUGCCUGUUUCAUGGCACAAGAACUGGCACUCAACCCGCAUAUCCAGAAACGACUACAACUGGAAAUUGACUCAGUUUUGGAAAACCACAAGGGGAAUAUCUCCUAUGAGACGCUCCAAUCAAUGAAAUAUUUGGACCAAGUUGUUUGUGAAACGCUAAGGUUGUGGCCGCCGGCUACACAAACUGAUCGAUUGUGUGGCAAAAGUUACGUCAUCGAACCGGUGAAUCCCAAAGAGAAGGUUGUGUUUGUUGAAAAGGGGGUGUCAGUUAUUGUGCCAGUUAUGUCAAUACAGAGGGAUCCCAGUUUUUGGGAAAAACCGAACAAGUUUGAUCCUGAGAGGUUUAGUGAGGAAAAUCGCGCGAAGAUUGUUCCAGGGACGUAUCUACCGUUUGGGACAGGGCCCAGAAAUUGCAUUGGUUCAAGGUUCGCGCUCCUCGAACUCAAAAUCCUUUUUUUCCACCUUUUGGCAAAAUUUAUUCUCGUGCCUUGUGACAACACACCAAUUCCGUUAAAACUUGACCCCAAGAAACUAACAAUGUCCCCAGAAAACGGCUUCCAGUUGAGUUUAAGACGAAGAUUGUUAUCACCAUAAAGGGUCACGAUUUUGUCACCUUUGCAGUGCAUGCCAUCUUAUCAGCAAUACAAUCGAGCAGUUAAUUAUUUUUGUAACCGAAUUUUUGUUACACUGUGAUAAAUAAAAGACCAAAACAUA
Messenger RNA from Tribolium castaneum (red flour beetle), 1743 nucleotides. Its product is annotated as cytochrome P450 9X1. Gene Ontology annotation, molecular function: oxidoreductase activity, acting on paired donors, with incorporation or reduction of molecular oxygen; iron ion binding; heme binding. Bases 100 to 1623 code for a protein of 507 amino acids. The transcript has 5 exons. NCBI's taxonomy places the organism in Eukaryota, Metazoa, Arthropoda, Insecta, Coleoptera, Tenebrionidae. The record is from RefSeq and is a predicted model, not a curated record.